CAAACUAGAGGAGCACACAUUCACUGAAAUAUUGUCUACAGCUCGGCCACUGUGUUAGAGCACUAAAAAUGUAAUUUCACUGGUCAGGCUGUCAUCAGUGUAAAUAUGGAUGUCCAACACUAAUAAUCUUUUAGUGUCGCAUGAACUAUGUCCUUACAUUACUGUGCUGGUGUUAAAUCAAUAUGAGGUGUAACCAGUGAUAUGGAAUACGAUGAGAGACUCGCUCGCUUCCGCCAGGGUCAUGUCAACCCCUUUGAUAGGGACGAAAAUGAUGGCACUACAGACACAAAAGAAAUCCCUCCAAAACAUGAGGUAAGGCCAGAGCUGUUCUCCACCGAGACCAAAAGCCAAAGCUCCGACAGGGCCAUGGAUCUGGGGUUGGCUGAGGACCACUUCUCUCGUCCUGUGGGUUCUUUUGUGGCCUCGGAUAUAGAACAGCUGAAGCAGGCUAUAGAGGAGUGUAAGAGGCUGAUCUUGGAACUACCAGAGCACUCAGAGAGACAGAAGGACACUGUGGUCAAACUCAUUCAUCUGCGUCUCAAACUACAAGAACUGAAGGACCCAGAAGAGGAUGAGCCCAACCUGCGGAUCCUACUGGAACAUCGCUUCUCUAAGGAGAAGAGCAAGAGUGUCAAACAGACGUGUGACAAGUGUAGCACCAUCAUCUGGGGACUCAUUCAAACAUGGUACACCUGCACAGGGUGUUACUACCGUUGCCAUAGUAAAUGUAUGAACCUCAUUACAAAGCCAUGUGUGAGGUCUAAAGUGAGCCACCAGUCAGAGUAUGAACUGAACAUCUGCCCAGAGAUUGGCUUGGACAAACAGGAUUACAGGUGUGCCGAAUGCAGAGCUCCAGUCUCGCUCAGAGGCGUGCCUAGCGAGGCGAGGCAGUGUGACUACACUGGCCAGUACUACUGCAGCAGCUGCCACUGGAAUGAUACCGCUAUCAUCCCUGCUCGUGUUAUCCACAACUGGGAGUUUGAGCCUAAGAAGGUGUGCCGGUCAUCCAUGCGUUAUCUGGCUCUUAUGAUUUCCCGACCUGUGCUGAAACUCAAGGAGAUAAACCCACUACUCUUUAACUUUGUGGAGGAAUUGGUGGAAAUCAGGAAGCUGCGUCAGGACAUCUUGCUGAUGAAGCCCUACUUUAUCACCUGUAAAGAGGCUAUGGAGGCCAGACUGCUGCUGCAGCUUCAAGAUCGGCAGCACUUUGUGGAGAAUGAUGACAUGUACAGUUUACAGGACCUGAUUGAUAUCUCCAGCGGUCGUCUCAGCUGCUCUCUCACUGAGAUUCACACCACCUUCGCCAAACAUAUCAAACUGGACUGUGAGAGAUGCCAAGCCAAAGGUUUCGUAUGUGAGCUCUGUAAGGAGGGUGACAUUCUCUUCCCGUUUGACAGCCACACCUCUGUGUGUCAUGACUGCUCAGCUGUUUUCCACAGAGACUGUUAUUAUGACAACUCUACGACAUGUCCACGGUGUGCCAGAAUGACGGAACGUAAGCAAGAGGAGCCGGUGGAGCUGUAGCGCAGCAGGCUGGUGGUAGUGCAGCUUGUCACUGUGAUAGCACUUGAUGCAGUGCUAAAACUGACAUUAUGAGCAUGCUUACAUUACAGGACUAGAGCAUGUCUGGCUCUUCCAUAUAUUUGGCCUCUCUUUAUUUGUUGUCUUGUGCUUUUGUGCUGUGCUUGCAUCUUUGAUGAUUUGCCACACUACAGCAUACGCUGAUUGGCCACUUCAGCAAGUACACCUACCUUGUAUCUGCACUCAUUGUCCAUUUUACUAUGUCCUUUUAUCAUAUAGGUGCACUUUGUAGCUCUGCAAUUACAGAUUGUAGUUCAUCAACUGUGUCUGAUCUGAUACCGGUCAGUGUCUCUGCAGUGCUGAGAAUGAUCCAUCGCCCCAAAAAUAACUGCUUUAUGGUGGUCUUUUGGGGGCUCCUGGCCACUGAAGGACAGACAAAGGAGCCUAACAAAGUAUGGAAAGAAACAGAUGGACUAUAUAGUCUGUAAUUGUAGAAAUAUAAAGUGCAGUUAUAUGGUAAAUGAAAUUGAUACAACAGGGAGUGUAGAAACAAGGAGGUGUAUUUAGUGAUCAGAGUAGAUGUUCACUUAAAGGCAGAAAAGGCACUGAAUAGGAGUUCAACAUGCCUAAGGACCUUUAGGCCUUGUUUGCACACAUGUAUGCAAGUUAUACUACUAUCUAAAAAAAGUAACGCUAGAGGUGUUGUGAAGACACAGUUUAACACCUUGUGCUUUGUGAAGGUCUGAUACCAUAUAACUGAUAUUCAUAACUAAAUGUAUGAAUGGGUCUGGUGUAUGGUUAAAAUCCAUUUAUGGUUGUGUUUCAUAAUAUAUUUCUGUGUUUAUCUCUAUUGUGUAUCUCUAUGGACCUGGCAGUGUUUGAUACAUGUUACAAAAUAGCGCAAGCACAAGAUCAACACUAAAAGAUUUCCCUCAUAUUAUUGAACAUUAUCAAGAUUAUGUUGUCAUAUGACUGACAAAUGUUGCUAAAACUGCAAAAGACAUGUUGCCAUAUUUGGCACAUUAAUUUUGGCAUUAAAUUUGUUACUGGUUUGUCAAUUAACAUGUAAGGAGGAACAAGGUUAAGGUAUGAUGUUCAGCAGUAAGAGUAGUUUUUUGUAUUAAUCAGUAAGUUUUUAUUUUGAGGCUGGAGAUUCCUCAGAAUGGGCUUUGUUUAUGCACUCUAUAAUUAUUUGUUCUAAAAUAAUAUGGAAUACGCUGUGUUAUGUUUCAGCAUGUUAUUUAAUUGCUUGUUUUCCUGUGACAACUGUACCAGAGACCUUGUGGUGUCAGAUGUUGUGGAGUUACAUUUACAUCAGUAAACUGUAAUGUUGAUUACAUCAUGAUGUCCAGCAAGUAAAAUACUAACAAACUAACAACAAUAAAUAUGCUCUGGCUGUUUUUUAAAUGAA
This is a messenger RNA of Pygocentrus nattereri (red-bellied piranha), 2932 nucleotides long. It is a transcript of the gene def8, whose product is annotated as differentially expressed in FDCP 8 homolog. Lineage: Eukaryota; Metazoa; Chordata; Actinopteri; Characiformes; Serrasalmidae. The record is from RefSeq and is a predicted model, not a curated record. The coding region runs from base 202 to 1524 and encodes 440 amino acids. The transcript is spliced from 12 exons.